AUGGCGCGUUCUUUGUUGCUCACAGCCCUAAGUCUCGGCGCCGCGGCUCUGCCCGCCUCGUCGGGUUCCAGCAAUAUCAAGAACAUUGUCGUCUUGGUGCAAGAAAAUCUCUCCUUUGACCACUUCGCUGGCGGUCUGGACUAUGAUCCUAGCAUCGAUGGCCCGCAGAACCCUCAAUACUGUAACCCAGCCAAUGUUUCUUUGCCAGACUCUCCCCAAGUCUGCGCCAACCCUAUUGCGAAGAAUAUCGCAUCCGAUGACCCCAACCACAGCAUCUCAGGUGGUAACAUGCAAGUAUUCGGCACCUAUCACCCCGUUUCAGGGGCCCAGCCCGGCAUGAACGGGUUCAUCAGCGAGCAGCGCGCCUCCUACCCCAAGGAUGACCUGGCCCGGGCAGCAGAAGCAAUCAACUACUUCACACCGGACCACAUCCCAGUCUUCAACUCCCUCGCACAAAACUACGUCCUCUUCGACCGCUGGUUCGCCGCCGUCCCAGGCCCAACAAACCCCAACCGUGCCUAUCUAACCUCAGGCACAUCCCACGGACACGGCAAAAACGACGACGAUUUCCUCAACUCCGCCCUGCCUCAAAAGUCCAUCUUCGAACAGCUCUCAGAAAAGGGCAUCACAUGGAAGAACUACGAAAACUCAACACAGUCCAGCCCAGCCUUCUUACCCGAUGCCCUCUUCUACGACUGGACAGCAAAGAACGCAAAGGACAACAUCCUCCCAAUCGACCAAUUCUACACAGACGCCAAAGCAGGAAACCUUCCCCAGUUCACCUGGAUCAACCCAGAAUGCUGCAACUACAUGUCCAUGCACCCGCCCUCCCCAAUUAACAUGGGCGAGAACUUCGUCAAGGGCAUCUACGAAGCUGUCCGCAACUCCCCGCAGUGGAACGAGACCCUAUUCAUCCUAACCUUCGACGAACACGGUGGUUUUGCAGACCACGUCUCGCCGCCCACAGAUGUUCCCGCUGGCGAUAGCUUGACUUAUACUGAAGCUGCCCGAGACGGCGAGCAGUAUACGUUCCACUUUGAUCGGUUGGGAGUUCGCGUGCCGACGGUUUUGAUCUCGCCUUGGGUUGCUAAGGGUGUUGUUCAGCAUGCGCCUGGUUCGGGCAAUGACUUUACUCAUACUUCUAUUAUUAAGUUUGUGCAGGAGCUUUGGGGGCUUGAGAGUCUUUCGCCUCGUGUUGAUUGGUCGCCUUCUUUCGGUGGAUUGAUCACUAAUAGCUUCCGGGAUGAUACCCCUGAGAGGUUGCCUGAUGCGGCGGACUUUUAG
Penicillium canescens is the source of this 1284-nucleotide messenger RNA. Its product is annotated as putative phosphatidylglycerol specific phospholipase. Gene Ontology annotation, molecular function: hydrolase activity, acting on ester bonds. The coding region runs from base 1 to 1284 and encodes 427 amino acids. Gene Ontology annotation, biological process: phospholipid catabolic process. The transcript has a single exon. Lineage: Eukaryota; Fungi; Ascomycota; Eurotiomycetes; Eurotiales; Aspergillaceae. The record is from RefSeq and is a predicted model, not a curated record.